Sus scrofa (pig) is the source of this 1059-nucleotide messenger RNA. It is a transcript of the gene OR6Y1, whose product is annotated as olfactory receptor family 6 subfamily Y member 1. Gene Ontology annotation, biological process: G protein-coupled receptor signaling pathway. The record is from RefSeq and is a predicted model, not a curated record. Gene Ontology annotation, cellular component: membrane. Gene Ontology annotation, molecular function: olfactory receptor activity; G protein-coupled receptor activity. NCBI's taxonomy places the organism in Eukaryota, Metazoa, Chordata, Mammalia, Artiodactyla, Suidae.
AUGGGCUCUAUAAAUGUCAAUUACCAUAAGCUGGUGCUUGGGACAUGGAAAGAACUGAUUUUGUCUGUGCUCACUCCACAGGUGAUCACCAAGGUUCUGGAAGUAGGUAACCGUACAGUGACGACGCAUUUCAUUCUUUUGGGAUUUCCAACCCAUCCAGGCUUCCAGAUGCUCCUCUUCUUUCUUUUCUUGGCAACCUACCUGCUAACACUUCUAGAGAAUUUUUUAAUCAUCUUAGCUAUUCGCAGCGAUGGACAAUUGCACAAGCCCAUGUACUUUUUUCUUAGCAACCUCUCUUUCCUGGAAAUGUGGUAUGUCACAGUCAUCGGUCCCAAAAUGCUUGUCGACUUCCUAAGCCAUGACAAGACCAUUUCCUUCAAUGGCUGCAUGACUCAACUUUAUUUCUUUGUGACCUUUGUCUGCACUGAGUACAUCCUUCUUGCUGUUAUGGCCUUUGACCGCUAUGUAGCCAUUUGUUAUCCACUAAGGUACACAGUCAUCAUGACCAACCAGCUUUGUGGUACACUGGCUGCAGGAUGCUGGUUCUGUGGACUCAUGACUGCCAUGAUUAAGAUGCUCUUCAUUGCCCGACUCCACUACUGUGGCACACCUCGUAUCAAUCACUACUUUUGUGAUAUUUCUCCACUCCUCAAUGUCUCCUGUGAGGACUCCUCACAGGCUGAGCUAGUGGAUUUUUUCUUGGCCCUCAUGGUUAUUGCUGUUCCCCUUUGUGUAGUGGUGGCAUCUUAUGCCACCAUUCUUACCACCAUCCUCAGGAUCCCUUCUGCUCAGGGACGCCAAAAGGCAUUUUCUACCUGUGCCUCUCACCUGACAGUUGUAAUUCUGUUCUACUCCACAACUCUUUUCACCUACGCCCGCCCCAAGCUUAUGUAUGCCUACAAUUCCAACAAGGUGGUGUCUGUGCUCUACACUGUCAUUGUCCCACUUUUCAAUCCUAUCAUAUACUGCCUGAGAAACCGUGAAGUAAAGGCAGCCCUCAAGAAGACUAUACUUUGCAAAAGAAGUGGACCCAGGGAAGAUGGGGCUGUGAUUAAUUAA